Megalobrama amblycephala (Wuchang bream) is the source of this 3954-nucleotide messenger RNA. It is a transcript of the gene mylk3, whose product is annotated as myosin light chain kinase 3. Gene Ontology annotation, biological process: protein phosphorylation; intracellular signal transduction; positive regulation of apoptotic process. Gene Ontology annotation, cellular component: cytoplasm; nucleus. Gene Ontology annotation, molecular function: ATP binding; protein serine/threonine kinase activity. The transcript is spliced from 13 exons. Bases 465 to 2951 code for a protein of 828 amino acids. Lineage: Eukaryota; Metazoa; Chordata; Actinopteri; Cypriniformes; Xenocyprididae. The record is from RefSeq and is a predicted model, not a curated record.
CAUGAUAAGAAUAUGAAAGCGUGCGAUUUCAUUUUUCUUUUUUCUACCUAAUGACUGGCCAUUUACAGAGGUCAUUCUUUGCAUGCCCACCUGUCAGCAGCAUCUGCUGAGGAGAAUUUAAAUGUUUGGUGACGUCAAGAGACUGCUGGAAAUUUGGCAAUCAUCAAGGCCCACUAUAGGUCAUAUAAAAGGCCUGUGCCAGAGUACGUAGGAAAGAGAGCGAAAGAGAGAGAGAGAGAAGGGGGAGGCUAAAUAGAAGUGGAGAGAUAAGAUACCCAAUGGAGGUGUUUAUUUAAGUGGUGUCAUGUCUCUGGCACGUACCAACAACAGGGUUGUCUGAGCUGUCUGUUUUGUGAGAGGCACACAAUACCUCAGACAAGUGUAGAGACCAACGGGGGAACUGAUCAGUGGGCCUUCCUCUAUUUCUACAUUUUCUCAUUGCACUGAAUGUGCCCGGGGCAGCCAUGAGUAAACAGGUGACUCUGGCCACUUGUAUUGCCAAGAUGUAUGAAGGCAGCAGGCUGGAGAACUCUGGAAUUCCAUCGGGGACAGUCAAGAAGUCGAGUCCAACUCUGAUAGGUAGUCUAAACAAUGUGGAGGUCAAGUUGAACAACCUGGAGGGAAAGGUGGAACAGAUUGAAAGUACCCAGACAGAGGUGCUUCACAAGCUGAGCUUAUUGUGUCAAGGGAUGGAAGCACUAGAAAGAAGCCUUACGCAGCACAAGCAGGGUGCUCAAGAAUCAAACGUGAUCAAAAAUGGCCAGCGAGAGAGCAACAAACUCCCUCUGCUGACAGAGGUCAGAUCGCUUUGCGGGGAAACUGUGGAUCUGCUUCAUAAUCUCAAGCAUGAGAGUCAGCAGCAGAGAAAGAAGAUUGAAUGUAUGGAAAGUUCUUUGUCCACUCUGGAGAAAGUAAUAGGGUAUGUGGGAGAUGCUUUCCGUAACUCAAAAAUAGUGGAGUUCAUCCUCAAUGGAGUGGUGCCAUGGAGAAGACAAGGUCUUCUGGACACUACAGAGGAAGAGAAAAACAAACCAGAUGAUAACGGCAUUAAACCAAAUGGCAGUUUCUGCCACCAGAGCACACAGACUUCAGAGGAGGUUAAACAAGUGAUUUCAGCUGAGAAUGAGCUCCAGCAGCCAGAGGUCACUGUUCCCAGUGAUCCCAGCAGCCUACCUUCUCCUGAAGCCCUUAGAGGAGCAAGUGAACCUCUGAUACCUCUUAGUACAGGAGAAAGCUCCAAAGCCUUACGAAGGGCCAAGGAGGUCACUGUGAAGAGCAGAGCGCCUGAGCAGGUCCAGACAUUUGCUCCUGAGGUCCAGCUGGAGGAUGAGGAUAUUGGCGUAUGUUAUGUACCCAAGCAAGAGACAGAUAGCUCAACUGCCGCACCAGCUGAUGCUGAAUGUGCCACUGUGACAACUAAAGUGGAAAAAGAUUUGUCUCUUCAGCAAGAGAGGGCUCUUGAACAGGCAGAUGCUUCACAGAUUGGUGACGAGGCUUCACUCAAGACAAUAGUUCCUGAACAAGUGGAGCCGAACGUUGAAGUUACUCAAACACAGACAGAGGCUACACAGUUUGUUGACAAGGCCCUUUUGAAACCAUCAGUUCUUGGACAACAGCAACAGCAACUGGAGAAGAAGGUUGAUGUUCCUCACAAACCUCAACUCAAAGAGCCUGUUAACAAGGAUGCAGAGGUUAAGUCGCAACAUAAAGAGACAGUGGAGGUGGUAACACCUGUGCCAAAACAUGAUGAGAUAAAGACAGGAUCUGAACCGGCUAUCAAGAAAAAUGAAAAUAAAACUGCUGAGAGGAUUUUGGAGUCUGACCCAAUAAAGAACUGUGCAGCUCCUAGUCCACAAAACACAACCCUUUUUGGGGGAGAAGAAUCGAAAUUAGCACCUCUGAGAAAAGCAGAGUCACAGCUACUGAUCAUCGAUGACUGUCCACCUCUUCCAGCCCCGUUCGAGCAUCGUAUCGUCAGUGCCAAGCAGGUUCCCAUGAACUCAUAUUAUGCAGUCAACCCCAGUGAGGUGCUGGGCGGAGGCCGUUUUGGACAGGUACACAAGUGUGCCGAGUUGUCCUCUGGUCUUAUGCUUGCUGCUAAGAUCAUAAAGGUCCGGGGAAUGAAAGAGAGGGAUGAAGUGAAGAAUGAGAUUGGAGUUAUGAACCAGUUAAACCAUGUGAAUCUGAUUCAGCUGUAUGAUGCUUUCGAGUCUCGAACUAACCUCACACUCAUUAUGGAAUAUGUGGAGGGUGGUGAAUUGUUUGACCGAAUCAUUGAUGAGAAUUACCAGCUGACGGAGCUGGAUGCCAUCGUGUUUACCAGGCAGAUUUGUGAGGGGGUUCAGUACCUUCACCAGCAGUACAUUCUUCAUUUAGAUCUUAAGCCAGAAAAUAUCUUAUGUGUGAACAGCACUGGGAAUCAGAUCAAGAUCAUUGACUUUGGACUCGCCAGAAAGUACAGACCCAGAGAAAAGCUGAAGGUCAACUUUGGAACCCCAGAGUUCCUGGCACCAGAAGUUGUCAACUAUGACUUUGUGUCAUUUCCUACAGACAUGUGGAGUGUUGGUGUCAUCACAUACAUGCUUUUGAGUGGCCUUUCUCCAUUCAUGGGUGACAAUGAUGCAGAAACAAUGAACAACAUUCUGCACGCAAAAUGGGACUUUGAUGCAGAAGCAUUUGAGAAUGUGUCAGAAGAAGCCAAAGACUUCAUUUCCAGCCUCCUUGUGCCUGCAAAAUGCAGCCGUCUGAGUGCAUCAGGGUGCAUGAAGCAUAGUUGGCUAAACAACCUGGAGGACAAGGCCAAGAUGUACAAAGUUCGGCUCAAGUCUCAAAUGAGGCUUCAGCGAUACCUUACUGCUCACCGUCAGUGGAAGAAACAUUUCUAUGCAGUCGCUGCAGCAAACAGGUUGAAGAGGUUUCAGCAGAGCAGAUCAGUUAGUAUGCCAAAUUAGCUAUUAACCUGGAGGACAGUGUCAGUAGCUUGAGAGGACAUCACAGCGUCACACACUGGAAAAUGAACAUCAUAUCUGAAUUUGUUAAAUGAUUUGAAAUGGCUUUGUAGAAAGUGUUUAAAACGCCUUGUUUAUAGCCUGUAAUAGUAUCUUUUUAAAAAGUGUCACAUUUUCUUAAUGUACUUUGUUUGCAACACCAUUGCAUUUAAUUUACACUUCAUCAUGCUAAUUUACACUUCAUCAUGCUUUCACACCAGGAGUGUACGGCAUGGAUUGCAGGGUGUGCUUUUGAACCACAUGAAAAAGCUGUUGUCCCUUCUGUGAAGGCAUUUUUCUUGGGCACUACUGCCUUAUCCUAGUAUUUGAAAGUAAGUGUUUUUUGUUCUCAUGGUUCAGUAUUUUAUAAUAGUAAAAAACAUAGCAUGAAGAUUUGAUGUAGAAACACUGUGGUCAUCCUAUAUUUUUUGUUUAGCACAUUGAUCAGAACUGGAAAAAAAAAUCUGAAUAAGACACUCAACUGGCAUGGUCUUUUUAUUUUUCAAAAUUCUCAUUUAAAACAUUUUCACUGAUUGUUCAAGAACAUUUGAAUGUUAAUAUUAUGACUUAAAAACUAUGAAUUUAUUGCAUUUGUGGUUGUACACAUUCAUAUGGUCAGUGUUGGGGAAUGUUACUUUUAAAAGUAAUGCCUUACAAUAUUGAGUUACUCCCUAAAAAAGUAACUAAUUGUGUUAACUAGUUACUUUUUAUGGAAAGUAACGGUUUACAUUACUUUUGCGUUACUUUUUCUCACCUGGGCUGUGUGAGCUUGUUUGUUUUUGAAUAACAACAAAAAAGUUCUAUUUUUGGCAAAUGUGAAGGCCCUUUCGCACCAAAAGUGAAAAGAAUAAGCUUCAGGCUGAUCACAAAUGUGAUGUUUAUCUAAACAUUUUUGUUUAGUAUGGUUUAAUUGGAUCAUGGAAGGUCAGCAGCAAAGACAUUGGUUAAUAAAGUGAGAUUAAAUACA